Hydatigera taeniaeformis is the source of this 2349-nucleotide messenger RNA. The record is from the annotation of a GenBank genome assembly. Lineage: Eukaryota; Metazoa; Platyhelminthes; Cestoda; Cyclophyllidea; Taeniidae.
AUGUGUGUGUGUGUGUGUGAUCCCUUUGAUAAGUGCACAGAGCUUAAGAUGAUUUCACAGGUAUUCAGCUCCAAGAACGCAGCAGAGUCGAGUUUCGCGGAGAUCCGAGCACUGGUUGAGCGAAGGCAGGCGGAGGUGACGCAGACCAUUAGAAAUAUUAGUGAGGAGAAGCGGCGCGCACUGGAGGAUCAACUGGCUCUCAUCGAGUCCGAACGCAAUCUGGUACGCGAGCAAUGCGAUCGUCUUAAUAGUCUGAUUGACGUGCGUUCCAUCUCAAAGGGGAUAAGUUAUCUGAACGACAAGUUGGAUACGAUAGCGAGUCUGACAGAGCCACGAGAGAAUGCCUUCUUGCGUUAUCACGACAAUCCUCCUUCACCCCCACCACCACUAACGCUUCCAGCGCCUUCGCAGCAUUUGGUCGGCACCGAAGGCUUGAUGCCAACAACAGCACCACGGACAACACCACAGCCGGGAUCAGCAGGUUUUGUGGACAUUGCACGGUGUUUGGCGGCCUUCGGUCGCAUUGCUGUGAGUACUACCUACCCACCACUGUGCACAGCCAAGCUGCCGGAGGAACUUCACCUUCAUCUACUCGCCAAGGUGAUGGUGCGGGCCUACGACUAUCACGGCGAGCCACAGACUGCAGGUACGGAUCCGAUCAGUGUGCGUUUUGAAGACGCUCAGGGUCGUGAGGCGCCUGCGUGUUUGGUGGACCACGGUGACGGUACCUACGAGGUCAGUCUGUGUGCCCUGAGUCCUGGAGCGCACACUCUUGUGGUGCAGAUUCUGUCCCGUCCCAUUCGUGGUUCACCAUUCAACCUCCAUGUGCGUGGACGUCAGACACCGCGUUGGAGCAUUGUAGACGGUCCUGAUGGUCGAGGGCUCGUGCAACCGUUCGCUGUUACUGUGGUGCCAUCCAGCCGACUUCAAGCACCAUCCAACACUACCACCCAUUCCACAAACACUGCUACUACUACUACCACCACCACCACAGCUCCAACAUCACCGGAAGACAGUGUCAACGUCCUCCUUCUGGACACAGGAAACAGUCGUCUCUUGGUUGCUGAUGCAGCUACGGGACGUGUGAAGUCAGUGUUGGCAGGCAACGAGGCUCUUCGUGGUCAGGCUGCCACUGGCAUGGCUGUAGGAGCACGGGGACUGUGGGUUGUGAACUGGCGGGCAAAUGAGUUGAUGCUGUUGGAUUUGCAGUCCAAUGAGAUCUUGGAUCGUAUCAGCAGCUCGAAGUUUGUGGAACCCACGAGCGUUUGCAUUUGCCCCCGCACUGGGCGUGUUCUCAUCGCAGAUAAUGGUGCAGGCUGUGUCUUCGCCUACCACGAUGGUGAAGUUCAUCCACUAAUCGGAGGCAGAAAUAGCAACAGUAGCGGCAGCAGUAACAACAGUGGCACUGGAGCAGUGAGUGCGCAGAGCAGCUCUCGAGGUGUGCGAAAAUUUGCCUCUCCAGAGCGUUUCAUCAACGAUGCUUUGCGUCGCGUCACCGGCAUCUGCGUAAUGACUUCCGGCGAGAUCGUUCUUGCUGCUGGCUGCGAAUUGAGGAUUUACUCCUCAGACGGUAAACACAUUGGGAGUCUCUACGCACCGGUGAGUGGUGGAGGCAGCGGAGGAGGAAUGAGUUUUCAGUCUCAAAUGCCAUUAUCUCCUACCACUGGACCUGACAAUGAAAUCGAUUCAGAUGUUUGUCUUCCCUCUACACUCACUCAAAACUCCCUGUUGUCCUCGCAGCGGAUUGUAUCCCGCAGCAGCAGAGAUGGUGGUGUUGGCGGUCUCUCUUCUGCCCCAGGAAGCACUCUGACUCUGGAUGCGACCAGCGCUCAUCGAUCGCUACUCCGCCCACCCUCCAUCGGUGGUUCGAUGCGGCCUACCACUUACGUCACUAGCGGUGGUGGAGGUGGUGGUAGUGGUGGUAGUGUCACGUGUCCUCCCCCUACCUCCACUUCAUCCCUUCGAGGCCACUUCGGUGGUGUCUCUGCAACUUGCACUACCACCGAUUUGGGCGAGUGCCUACUUGCCAGUCACACUGAUCGAUCACGUUCGGUGAUUAUCGUCUACCCUGAGGCGGCAUGGCGUGGAGCUAUUGCCGACUCCUCUUCCCGCCUCACCACCACCGGAGAAUCAGUGAUUGCAACAGGUGAGGGAGAACCGAAUCUGGGAGUGGUGGCGGGGGAGUUGGGCGUGAGUAUGAUGCGCCAGGCGAGAAGGCAGCCCUACACAUUGGAAGUGGAGCCAGCUCUGAGGCGACUGGCUGGACUGACGGCCCUACCCGAUACCUCGCCCUUCCUAGUAGCCGUCGACCUUGGUGGACAGUCGGCGCAUUGCCUCAGAUUCGUUUGA